Messenger RNA from Pangasianodon hypophthalmus (striped catfish), 2536 nucleotides. RefSeq names its product cleavage factor polyribonucleotide kinase subunit 1 (gene clp1). The coding region runs from base 386 to 1735 and encodes 449 amino acids. Lineage: Eukaryota; Metazoa; Chordata; Actinopteri; Siluriformes; Pangasiidae. The transcript has 6 exons. Gene Ontology annotation, cellular component: mRNA cleavage factor complex; nucleus. Gene Ontology annotation, molecular function: polynucleotide 5'-hydroxyl-kinase activity. The record is from RefSeq and is a predicted model, not a curated record. Gene Ontology annotation, biological process: tRNA splicing, via endonucleolytic cleavage and ligation.
ACUGGUGGAUUAUUUUGAAAACACGAGGGAUACGUUUGGAGUUUCCUUUUUUUCUUUAAAAGUAAGUCAGUUUAUCUGGGUUAUACACUCAUAUGUGCUUUUAUAGCACUUUUAGUGUCUGAACGGACGAGUCAAAUCAAAGAACGAAAAAAAAGAAGAGAAAGCAACCAACCUGCUUACUUAUAGCACACUUCAUAGCUAAUAGCUAACCUAAGGAAACAUCUGUGAUUUCUUUUAGAGUAGCGUUUCCUUCCAGCAAAACCUAUUUAAUUGGAUUUAAUCAGUAGCCAGCAAUUAUUUCAGACGAAUAAGUUAAAUAACUAGGAAUAACGUUAACGUAUAGCGUUAUAACGAUAUAACGUUAGCUUGUGUUUUGAAUUUAAACAUGUAUGGCAUGAGCACCGAGGCGCCCGAGAAAGCGGGUGAUGAAGCCCCGAGCUCCGGAGGAGGCGCGGGGAGCGGCGGAGGUUCGCGGUUUGACCUGGAGAAGGAGACCGAGCUGCGGUUUGAGGUCGAGGCCGGAGAGCGGGUACAGCUCGAACUGCUGUCCGGUUUGGCCGAGGUGUUCGGCUCCGAACUGAACCGGAACAAGAAGUACACAUUCGGGCCUGGUUCGAAGAUCGCCGUGUUCACGUGGCAGGGAUGCAGCCUAUCGCUCAGCGGGAAGACCGAGGUGGCUUAUGUCUCCAAAGACACCCCUAUGCUCUUGUAUCUGAACACACACGCUGCGCUGGAGCAGAUGAGACGGCAGGCUGAGAAAGACAACGAGAGAGGGCCGAGGGUCAUGGUGGUGGGGCCGACCGACGUGGGGAAAUCCACCGUGUGUCGUCUGCUGCUGAACUACGCAGUGAGGCUGGGCAGGAGGCCCACGCUCGUGGAGCUGGACGUCGGCCAAAGCAGCGUGUCUGUUCCAGGGACAAUGUCAGCGCUGUACAUUGAGCGUCCAGCAGAUGUCGAGGAAGGUUUCUCUGUCCAGGCUCCUCUAGUCUUCCACUUUGGCUCCACAUCACCAGGGACCAAUAUCAAACUGUAUAACAAGCUGACGUCCUGUCUGGCGGAGGUGUUCUCACAGCGCUGUGAGGUGAACCGGAAGGCCAGCGUAGGAGGCUGCAUCAUCAACACGUGCGGCUGGGUGAAGGGUUCAGGAUACCAGGCGCUGGUCCACUGCGCUUCAGCAUUCCAGGUGGACGUGGUGCUGGUCCUCGAUCAGGAACGCCUCUACAACGAGCUCAAACGGGAUCUGCCGCACUUUGUCCGCGUUGUGCUGCUACCCAAGUCCGGCGGUGUUGUAGAACGCUCCAAAGACUGCAGACGGGAGACACGCGACGACAAGAUCCGCGAAUAUUUCUAUGGCUUCCGUGGCACCACGUUCUACCCGCACGCUUUCGACGUGCGCUUUUCGGAUGUGCGCAUCUACAAGAUCGGGGCGCCAUCCAUUCCGGACUCGUGUCUGCCGCUGGGCAUGUCGCAGGACGACACGCAGUUGAAGCUGGUUCCUGUGAGCCCGGGGCGUGACCUGACCCACCACGUGCUGAGCGUUAGCUGCGUGGAGGACGACGCUGAGGGAGGAGAGAGCCGCAGCAGGGGGAUUUUAGAGAGUCCGGUUUGUGGCUUCAUCGUGGUUACGGCUGUGGACACUCAGGCUCAGGUGAUGACUGUACUCGCUCCAGCACCCAGACCGCUGCCUCGACACACACUCCUCAUCAUGGACAUUCGCUUCAUAGACCUCAAAUGAAGAACUGGAGGGAAGGGCAGGGACGAGUGGGAGGGCCGAUGUGCUCGGAAAAAACAGGAAUGUGGAAAUGGAGCGAGAUUACAUCUGUACAUGAACUGAAGUGGGAUCAGCAGAUGGAGAUAUCACUCUGCCCUUAUUUUACCUCUGUUUCAAUCACAGUGCUUGCUGUUCCUCCUGUUUAUUUUUAUUCCUCUCAUUUUAUUGGUCUCUUUCUUUCAUCUCUCUCUUUCUCCUCCACUUUUUCUCUCUUUCUGCUUUUGCCACAUUCUCUCUGUCUCACCUUUUUUUUUAAUCCCUUUCACUCUUUAUUUCUUUGUAUAUCUUUCGCUUUCUUUUCUUAUUCAUUUGUUCUCACAUUUCGGUUUUUUUUCUAUUUAUUUUUCUUUCUUUCUCCAUUCUUUCUUUCUUUCUUUCUUUUUCUUUAGUUUGUUCUUUCUAUAUCUCAUUUCUGUCUUUCAUUCUCUAUCACAUUUUGCUUAAUUUCUCUCUCCCACAUUUCUUUUUUCUCUUUUUUCUUCCCCUUUCUCUUUCUUUCUGUUUCAUUUUUCUCUCAUCUUUCUUUCUUUCUUUCUUUCUUUCUUUCUUUCUUUCUUUCCUGUUUGAUUUUUCUCUCAUUUUUCUUUCAUUCUUCCUUGUUUCUCAUGGUCUUCCUCUUCCUAUUUUUCCUCCACUUUCAGUUCCUUGCAAGCACUGCAUGUAAGAAAUGCAGAUGUGUUUUAUUUGUUGAAGUAUUUUGGACAGAUGUUUGUAAUAAAUGUGUUGUUCUUAUGCAAUAAAAUAAAUGGUGUUUGAUAACUUUUA